Messenger RNA from Carlito syrichta (Philippine tarsier), 966 nucleotides. Its product is annotated as olfactory receptor 51I2-like. The transcript has a single exon. NCBI's taxonomy places the organism in Eukaryota, Metazoa, Chordata, Mammalia, Primates, Tarsiidae. Gene Ontology annotation, biological process: G protein-coupled receptor signaling pathway. Gene Ontology annotation, molecular function: olfactory receptor activity; G protein-coupled receptor activity. The coding region runs from base 1 to 966 and encodes 321 amino acids. The record is from RefSeq and is a predicted model, not a curated record. Gene Ontology annotation, cellular component: membrane.
AUGAAGUCUCGCCACGAUGUUUUCAAUGGUUCCACAGAGUUUACACCUGCAGCAUUUACUCUUGUUGGCAUCCCAGGAUUGGAGGCAGAACAUUUGUGGAUCUCCAUCCUUUUCUGUUUGAUGUACAGCAUCAUCUUCUUGGGAAAUGGCAUUAUUCUUCACGUCAUCCGGAUUGACCUUGCCUUGCACCAACCCAUGUACUACUUUCUGGCCAUGCUGGCCUUUGUUGAGCUUGGUGUCUCUGCUUCAACCAUGCCCACAGUGCUAGGCAUCUUUCUCUUUGGCAUUAAUGAUAUUAGUUUUGGUAGCUGCCUGCUCCAGAUGUUUUCUAUGCACUCGUUUACACUCAUGGAGUCAGGUGUCCUUUUAGCAAUGUCUGUGGACCGCUUUGUGGCCAUCUACAGUCCACUGCACUACACAACCAUCCUGACAAUUCCCCGCAUCACUGCAAUGGGUGUUGCCAUUGCUUUGCGCAGUGUGAUGCUCAUGCUCCCACUGCUCUUUCUCCUGAAACGUUUGCCCUUCUGUGGCCACAAUAGCCUCACACACUCGUUUUGUCUCCAUUCAGAUCUGAUCAAAUUGCCUUGUGGAGACACACGUCCCAAUAGCAUCCUAGGUCUAUUCGUCAUUACUUCUACAUUUGUGCUGGACUCUUUGCUCAUUGUGGUUUCUUAUGUGUUGAUUCUUCACACUGUCCUAGAAAUAGUUUCUGGAGCAGGGCGAUGGAGAGCACUCAAUACAUGUGUAUCACACAUAUGUGCUGUGCUUGUCUACUAUGUGCCCAUGAUCAGCCUCUCCUUGAUGCACCGCUUUGGACGGCAUUUACCUCCGCUCCUCCAGACUCUCAUGGCCAAUGCUUACCUCUUCUUUCCACCUCUGGUCAAUCCCAUUGUCUAUAGCAUCAAAACUAAGGAAAUACGCAAUAGCGUUGUUCGUACCUUAUGCAGGAAGAAGAGUGAGAUCUAA